Siniperca chuatsi (mandarin fish) is the source of this 4100-nucleotide messenger RNA. RefSeq names its product mannose phosphate isomerase (gene mpi). Gene Ontology annotation, biological process: carbohydrate metabolic process; GDP-mannose biosynthetic process. Bases 140 to 1408 code for a protein of 422 amino acids. Gene Ontology annotation, cellular component: cytosol. Gene Ontology annotation, molecular function: zinc ion binding; mannose-6-phosphate isomerase activity. The record is from RefSeq and is a predicted model, not a curated record. The transcript has 8 exons. NCBI's taxonomy places the organism in Eukaryota, Metazoa, Chordata, Actinopteri, Centrarchiformes, Sinipercidae.
UGAGUACUUCCUCCACCACCGUGUAGCUUAUUAAAUCAAAGUGGGAAAAAAUAAAUAAAUUUAAAAAAUCGUUGGUCAAGUAGUGACGUUACCCGCCGAUCGUGACGUCAGCCGCGUUCCGACAGCCGACGUUGCAGCCAUGGAGGAAGUGAGAGUGUUUCCCCUGACCUGUGCCGUGCAAAAUUAUGCGUGGGGGAAGGUCGGGCAGGACAGCGAGGUGGCCAAACUAGUGGUUGGUGGAGACCCGCUAGCUGUCAUAGAGGAUGGCAAGCCCUAUGCAGAGCUGUGGAUGGGUGCCCACCCAAAAGGUGAUGCCCAGAUUAAAGACAACAGGAUCGCACAGACCACGCUGGGCCAGUGGAUCGCCCACUUCCCUGCCUGCCUGGGCUCCAAGGUCAAAGACACCUUCCAGGGUCAGCUGCCCUUCCUCUUCAAAGUCCUCUCUGUCAAUACAGCCCUGUCCAUACAGGCCCACCCCAACAGAGAGUUAGCUGCUCGUCUCCAUGCUCAGUUUCCGGAGCACUAUCCAGACCACAACCACAAGCCGGAGAUGGCCAUCGCUCUCACCCGCUUCCAGGGCCUCUGUGGCUUCAGACCAGUGGAGGAGAUCCUGGGAUUCCUCAAAUCUGUCCCAGAGUUCCGGGCUCUGGUGGGAAAUGAGGCAGCGGAGGAGCUGCAGUGCAGCAUGGGAGAUGCGGUUCAUACGAGCCAGGUGCUGAAGAAGUGCUUCACCAGGAUGAUGAACUGUGAGAAGAAGGUGUUCGUGGAUCAGCUCAACAUGCUGGUCAAGAGAGUCACGGAAGAGGGUGCAGCAGGGAAGGACACUUCAAGCAGCAACGGUGACCUGCUGCUCCGCCUUCACUCCCAGUAUCCCGGAGACAUCGGCUGCUUCUCCAUCUACUUCCUCAACCACAUGGUCCUGGAUCCAGGCCAGGCCAUGUUCCUGGGAGCCAACGAGCCUCAUGCUUACCUUUACGGAGACUGUAUUGAGUGUAUGGCCUGCUCAGACAACACGGUGAGGGCCGGUCUGACACCGAAAUACAUUGAUGUUAACACGCUGUGUGAGAUGCUGAGCUACAGCCCAGCACCCGCCAGCUCCAAAAUCUUCCCAUGUGUCCAGGACGCUUCAGACCCCUGCGUGACCCUGUACGACCCCCCAGUGCCAGACUUCACUGUCAUGAGGAUACAGGUCGCAGCCUCUGUGAAGCAGUACACUGUUGCUCCGGUCGACAGCGCCAGCAUCCUCCUGGUCAUUGAAGGCGACGCCAUGGCAACCUCUGCCGCCGCCCUCUCUGACAUCACGCUGAGGCGGGGCACCGUCCUGUUUGUCUCGGCCAACGAGAGCGUCUCCUUGCACAUCACCUCCCCGUCAGGGAUGACCAUGUUCCGAGCCUGCUGCCUCCUGUAGUUGUGAGUCUGUGUGUGAAAGCUCAUACUACCUGUGUUUGUUUCCCUCUGGUUUGAAUCAGCAAGGUCUACACCGCGUUCUGGAUUGAGCCAAUGAUCGCUGUGCACUUUUUAAUAGGUAGUAUGCUAAAAGAGCUUUCAGACACGGUCCCGUCUGUUCCCCCCAACCCAAACUCGACCUGCGGACUGCUGUACCGCCUCCAGCAAUUAUAGCUUUAAAAUCCAGCAGUAAUACAUUGCUGCUGGAUUUUAAUUGAUUUUAACUGUCUUUUUUUACCUGUAGUGGUGCAAUUACAUCUUAUAGAAAAAGCAGAGGAUGUGUACAUCCCACAUUCUUUAUAGGUACUGGACAGAUGACACAUAGUAAGAAUAAAAAGUAAAAUAUGUCCACAACACUGAACAGGACCCAAAAUAAAAAAGUGCAUUGAUUAAAAUGUUGCAUGAAAGUUUAUUCUUGACCUUGGAAACAGCAGUUGAGAAAACAACCUCAUGAGGUCAGUUUAGUAGCUGUUCUGGAGCUUAAGGUCCUUAAAGUGCUCAGAAAAAAUGAAAAUUUGAAUCCCAUGACAACAGGGCAAACACUAGUCUGCUGAUGAAGAUCACAGGAUACGACUGAAAGCUCUAGAACAGCUAAUAAAUAAACCUUUUGGUGAGAUUGUCUUCUAAAAAAAAAAAAUAAAUAAAACUCCAUCCACUGAUGAUGACAGUGAGAUGCAGUUGACAGCCUGGAAAAUGCAGAUGGACCUCAAAAUAUUGUUCAUGCGCAAUUUAUAAUUGUUUUUUUGUUUUUUUUACUAGUUGCCCUUCAGUGUUUCUGACAUUUUUCCUUUUUAUUCCUAAUACACUUUCAGCUGUUUGUUCUUAUCUUCUGGUCUGAGACAAACAUAACAAUAAUUGUGUGUUAUGUGAUUUAUUCAAACAGCACUGAAGCAGGGUGGGGGAUAUGUUUACACUGGUGCAGUGCACCACCACUCACUGCUUUGUACAACUACAGUAGCACGUUGUUGAGGACUGAGCAUGAGCCAGCAGUUAAGUCUUUCCUCACUGGUGCAACAGUUUUAUCAUUUUAAUUUAGCUUGAACAAGUAAAUAUCCACCUCUGGGGGAAAAUAUAUUGUUAGUAUAUCAACAGUUGAGAAUAUAUAGUGUAAUACUGAGAUGCCUGUGCAUGUUUAAUUUAUAGCAUGUAGUACUGGAGAGGGCCUUCUGUCUCGACUGUGAUGAUGGUAUGAGCCACAUUAGUCAGAGUCAAGCUGACCCUGGAAAGUAUUACUGCUUUUAACUGUUAUCAGCGCAUGUUUACGGUCUGGAAACUUCUCCUCAAAGUAGUGAACAAUCAUAAAAAUAAAAAACAGGAGCAAGCAGAAAGGGCCGCCAACUCUCUCCAUCCCAUUAAGCUCGACUACAUGGGAAUCAGGAAUGCAUAUUGAUUAAAACGCCAAGUUCUAUAUAAUUGAAAAUGCACUACUGCUGCUUGUUGUAUACUGGAUAUACUACAGUUUGACCCCAAGCCUGUUAACACAUCCACGUCUUGUACAGUUGUACAAGAAAAUGCUGCAUUCAGUUUCAUAGUAUUAUAGGAACAGACAUGUCUGUAUUUCUAAGUAUUUGAAGCCAAUUUUUCAGACUUUGCAUGUUUUGUUGUUUGUACUGCUUCAUCUAUAUACUGAGAGAAACGAUCCCUGAAACAGCACUCUAUUAUAAGGUUUUACCUGUACAUUGUGAUAUCGGGGUGAGUGGUUUAUCCUCACAGUAAAAUCUUUUAUGAUGACCGCUUUCCAACAUGUUGGUACAAUAUUGUAACUAGAUUAUUUCAGUAUGGUGCAAACUUCUGCGUAAUAUUCGAGUUCAUACCAGGGUCAAUCUGAAUCCAAUCAAUCAUGAAGUGGAUUUUCUUCUUAACAGUUUUUAUAGGUUAUUUUGAAUCAAAUCUUUGAGAAUGAAUGCUCUAUCAGCCAGCCAACCUACCGGUGAGUAAAUAUUUCUCUUAAUAGUUUGACGUGAAUGAAUGACUACAGGUGAACUGAGCCAACCCUGGUAAUGCUUUGACCUACUUCCUGACCAUGUUAGUGAUGUAGGUUGAUCUCUAAGCUUGUCCCUAAUAUAGAUGCACUAAACCUUUAGUUGUUUGUUGUUGCUAAGAUUGUUGAAAAAUUGACGAGUAUUAAGAGACAGAAGGGCGUUUAUAGUUAAAAAUCACUGCAUCUUUUCGAUUAAAAAAACAUUACCUCAUAUUCCUCCGUCUGUAUCGCUAGAAGUGUUGAGUCUCCAGUUAUUUUUGUCAACAACCAACCUACUAUUUGCCAUCUUUUCAAAAGGUUUUCAUUUAGUGACGGAAUCUCGUGCAGGUCAAUGUUUCAAACAGAAUUAGAUUUUGAAUUUUAACUUUUCAUUUGACGGUCACACCUUUGUUACUGAUGUUGUCGUCACCUUUUAGUUUUAAUACUGUACGUCCAGGACUUGCCAGAGAAAUCACGUUUUGAUUUUUUCACUUCUAACUCAUGUCCUUCAAAUGCACACAAAUCUGAAGGCCACAAUGUUUUACCUUAAUUGUUUUAUUUAACUAUUGUGAGAACAUUUCGUAUGUCUCUAGUGAGGGCAUGGUUUAGCAUUUUUGAUGAAGGUGAUGCUGUAGCCUGGGACUGCAGAGAACAUGCGUAUGUAAAAGUGGAUUAAUAAAGCCUUGUUCUGUUA